AGCGGUGUGCGCGGGGAGAGCUCUGUGACGCCCAGCGCUCGCGUGUGUUUGCGGCAGCCUCGAGACCAGCAGCGUUCUCUCUCGGCCAGACUUGAAACCUCUCUCUUGAAUGUGGUAUUAUUUUCUGUCGAAGACUUGAUAAGUUCGAAGUAUAUAUCUUCUCAAUAUUGUGUUUGUGAGCAACCCGAGAGUACUCGAAAGGGUUCACUUGUAGUGAGAAAAUGCGAGCCUUUUUUGCUCGGAAAUUUGAGGUGGUGUGAACGAGAGAGGGCUGUGCGAGCGGUUGAAAUGCGCUGAGCCAUUGUGUAGUGUAAACAAGUGGAGUGCAGGUGCUGUGGCCUGAAUACCUACCAGCCGAUGCCACACGGUCGAGCUUGGAUUAACACCGAGGGAAAAAUGCAAUCGAGGAGACAGUGUUGAAGUUUUCACGAGUGACAAGGCGCGGAAUGAUGCGUGGAGUAUGAACAUAGGAAGCUUGGUGUCGGGGGCGACUCCCCCCGGAGGCCCGGGAGGAUGUGGCGUACCUUGGGUGCGGUGGCGAGGCCCCCUGCUGCUGGCGGCCCUGGUGCUGGCGGCCAUCAGCACAGCCGCAGGGGGCGGUGACGCCGAGGGGCGCGACUCGCUGUUCAUCGUGGAGCGCUUCGAGGACGACCGAUGGCAGGAGUUCACGCACCUCACGGUUGACAAGAACACGGGCACCGUGUACGCGGGGGGCGUGAACCGGCUCUACCAGCUGGACCCGAACCUGCGGCGUCUGCAGUACGUGGUGACGGGCCCCGUGAACGACUCCGUGGAGUGCUCGGCCAGCGACUGCAAGGGCGAGACCAUCCAGAACAUGAAGGCCACCAACAACGUCAACAAGGUGCUGGUGAUCGACUACACACGCUCGCGCCUCAUCGUGUGCGGCACCGUGCGGCAGGGCUCGUGCCAGGUGCGCGACCUGCGGGACAUCACGCAGCUGACCCGCAACGUGAGUGAGGCCAUCGUGGCCAACAACGCCACGGCGUCCACCGUGGCCUUCAUCGCCCCCGGGCCGCCCAACCCGCCCGUCACGCACGUGCUCUACAUCGGCGUGACGUACACGGGCAAGUCCGUGUACAGGGACGAAGUGCCGGCCGUCGCCUCGCGCUCGCUCGAGGACAACCGCUUCUUCGACAUCGCCGUGACCGACGUGACGACGAGCACGCGGAUGCUGGUCAACUCGCUGGCGCGUGAGCGAUACCCCAUCACGUACGUGUACGGCUUCGGCUCGGAGAAGUUCAGCUACUUUCUCACGCGGCAGAUGGAGGAUACCGAUGCUGGGUCGCCUUACAUCAGCAAGCUGGUGCGAGUCUGCCAGAACGACUCGGCCUACUACUCGUACACAGAGAUCCCCAUCGAAUGCAAGGACUCGCUGGGCAAGCGCUAUAACCUGGCGCAGGCGGCCUACGUGGGCAAGCCGGGCACCGACCUGGCCACGCAGCUGGGCAUCCAGACCAACGACGACGUCCUCUUCGCCGUGUUCUCCCCUUCUGACCCCAACGAAGGGGAGGGCUCACCCCGGCCCGCCGACAGCAGCGCCCUCUGCGUGUACAGCAUGAAAUCCGUCAGACGCAUGUUUAUCAACAACAUUCAGGAAUGCUUCAGAGGCAAAGGCGACCGAGGACUCAACUUCAUCUCGCCGUCACACCACUGCAUCGAGACGAGCACAAGAGUGCAGCAUAUACGAGGGAUGUAACCAAUGCUUGGGUGCCCGUGAUCCAUAUUGUGGCUGGUGUUCCUUGGAGAACAAAUGUUCCUUGCGUCGAGACUGCCGUGAUGCCACCCAAGAUCCUCAGCACUGGGUGAGCUACAAGACUGGCCGCUGCACCACCAUCACCACAGUCAUGCCAGACAAAUUACAGAGGACCACUGCCAGAACUUUAGCACUGAUGAUUGACAACCUGCCAUCAGUGGAUGGACCACUUCAGUGUGUUUUUAGUGCUAUGGGGAAAGAUCUCACCACAAAGGCCAAGCGUACUGCUCAGGGUGUUUCUUGUACCACUCCCCGGAAUGACAUGCUUCCUGAUAUCCCACAGAAUAAACAUCACUUUACAGCAAAGCUCUGUGUUCGAAAAUCUGAAGGCCCAGAGUUUGUGUGUACAAACUUCACAUUUUUCGACUGCAAUACCUACAGCUCCUGUACUGAAUGUGUAUCAUCUCCCUUUCCUUGUGACUGGUGUGUUGAUGGCCAUCGAUGCACUCACGACUCUGCAGAAAAUUGCAGAAAUGAUGUUCUUGUCAAUGGUGUAAAUCGUGUUGGACCAAGCAUCAGAAGUGGCCCUUCAUUUUGUCCUAGAAUUACUUUUCUAGAGAGCCAAGAAAUUUUGGUUUCAUCAGGCACUGACAAGUCAAUUAAGGUCAAAGUUGACAAUAUAGCUCAAUUCAUCACACAAACAAGGUUUGUGUGUCAAUUCAACAUUGAAGGAAGAGUUACCAGUGUAAAUGCCAACUUGCUGAGUGAUACUAUAUAUUGUGACAGAAUGGAAUUUUCAUACACAACAGCUGCACCAUCAACUAAUGCAACAUUUGCUGUGAUCUGGGGAGGCUCAAAACCCCUUGAUAAUCCUGAUAACAUUCAUGUGCUGGUGUUUCAGUGUCAGCUCAUGGCCAACAACUGUGGCAUGUGCUUAAGUCUUGCGGAGCGCUAUAAAUGUGGCUGGUGUCAGUCAACUAGUCGCUGUGAGGUGGCAGCCCAAUGUGAGGACGGGACGUGGUUGGACAGGGAUCGUACCUGUCCCAAUAUAAAUAUUACCAACUUUUAUCCGCGAAGUGGUCCCUGGGAUGGAGGCACAAAUGUUACUGUAGAAGGUAUUAACUUGGGUAAACAGAUUGAUGACAUCUAUGAUGGAAUAACUGUUGCUGGAAUUAACUGCCAACCAUUUCGUGAUUCAUAUGUCAAAACCAGAAAGGUUACUUGCAUGGUAGACAGCCCAGGGGUGAAUGACUUUAAGGAAGGACCCAUUGUUGUAAAGGUGGCUCGUGAAUACCGUGGUGAAUCCCAAGACAAGUAUCGCUUUGUGAAUCCAGUGAUAACAGACUUAACACCAGAUUCAGGACCAAGAUCAGGAGGAACAGUGCUCCACAUUAUUGGCAAGUACAUGAAUGCUGGCAGCCGCAUUAAAGCCUUCAUUAAUGGACUUCCAUGCAAAAUUCAAAGCACAAAUGCAAGCACAGCAACAUGCAUUACAUCUUCGUAUUCGGACUUGCAAAAGGAAGGUAGUAUUGAAAUGACCUUUGACAAUGGUCGAAGAAAGUUGGAGGGAAAGUACUUCACUUAUGUUGACGAUCCAGAGAUUACCUCCGUCAAAUCUGGCAGAGUGGGACAGGCAGGCGUAAGAAAUGGUCCGAGAGGUAUUCCAUCUGGAGGAAUAAUUAUCACUGUUGACGGCACCAAUUUCAAUGUCAUCCGUAAGCCAAAAAUGUAUGUUAUGUACAAGGACAAGGAAUACACAAGUCCCUGUCAUGUGAAAAAUGCAACAAGAAUGGAAUGCAAGUCACCAGCUAUUGCAGUUGAUAGUAAUGAGAGGAUUGAUGAGGAGAAUGGCAUGAUGCUUGACUAUGGCUUCAUCAUGGAUAAUGUGAAAUCUGUUCGUGAUCUCCAGAAAGGUGGAUUUUCUCCUUUCCUUGUUUUCCCAAAGCCCGAGUACUUUACAUUUGAGGAUGAAGGCCAGAUCAAGAUGUACAAGUCUGAUUACCUCACAAUCAAUGGUAAGAACCUGGACAGGGCUGCACAGGAGAUUGAUGUUGAGGUCCUUAUUGGUGCGGAGUCUUGCAAUGUCACAUCAUUAUCUCGGUCUCAGCUAACAUGCCGGCCACCAAAAGAGCAGCCUGCACCAAUCAAUAACAAUGACCUGCCCUUGGUUGUGGUGAUUGUGGGUGGUAAUCGUACAUACAGAAUUGGAUACUUGAAGUAUGCUAACACAAAGGACUUUGGAACACUCUCCAAACAGCUGAUCAUUAGCCUCUCAGUUGGUGCAGUGGUUCUUAUUCUGAUUUUGGUGAUUUGCCUCAUUGUCUAUCGUCAAAAGAGCAACCAAAACUCACGGGUUCUCAAGAGUAUGCAAGAACAAAUGGAUAUACUGGAACUUAGAGUGGCAGCUGAAUGCAAAGAAGCCUUUGCUGAACUGCAGACUGAGAUGACAGACUUGACUAGUGACCUGACUUGUGGUGGUAUUCCUUUCCUGGAAUACCGUACAUAUGCCAUGAAGAUCCUAUUUCCCAAUCUGGAAGAGACAACUGUACUGCAGAUGGACCGGCCCGACCUUGCAAGGAAAGAAAAAGGUCUAAAGCUCUUUGGCCAACUCAUAAUGAACAAGACAUUCUUGCUACUGUUUAUUCGAACCCUGGAAUCUAACCGAUACUUUUCUAUGAGAGAUAGGGUAAAUGUAGCUUCCCUCAUAAUGGUUGCAUUACAAGGAAAAAUGGAAUACUGUUCUGACAUCCUGAAGACUCUCCUUGCAGAACUGAUUGAAAAGUGUAUUGAAGGAAAGAUCCAUCCUAAACUACUCUUCAGAAGAACGGAAAGUGUAGCUGAAAAGAUGCUUUCAUCCUGGUUCACAUUCCUGCUUUACAAGUUCUUGAAGGAGUGUGCUGGAGAGCCACUCUAUAUGCUGUUCAGAGCCAUCAAGCAACAAGUGGACAAGGGUCCAGUGGAUGCUGUCACUUCAGAAGCAAGAUAUUCUCUGUCUGAAGAGAAACUCAUCCGCCAGAGCAUUGACUACAAGGAAAUGACGGUGUAUGUGUCCAUGUGUAACCUGUACAUGGGAAGUGUAGAUGGACCCAUGGAAGGAGAUGAAACCCCGGUGAAGGUUUUGGAUUGUGAUACUAUCUCUCAGGUGAAGGAAAAGUCUCUAGAUGCCAUAUAUCGCUCAUACCCCUAUUCACAACGUCCACGAAGAGAAGACCUAGAUCUUGAAUGGCGCACAGGAACGUCAGGCCGGCUGAUUCUCUAUGAUGAAGACACAACUACCCGACCAGAAGGCGGGUGGAAGAAACUCAAUACCCUUGGCCAUUACAAUGUGCCUGACCAGGCCCAACUGACUCUCAUACCCAAGCAGUCGUCCAUCUACAUGUUAAUACUCUCUGACAAAUCUGACAAGUCACACCACAAAUAUGACACGCUCAACAGAAGCAAACUGAAUUCCUCCAGUCCACCUCUCUCUCGAGCCACUUCACCCCUUAACCAUGAUAAUGAAGCAGGGGUAAAGGUAGGAGCAAAGGUUUGGCACUUGGUCCGCCAACAAGAGUCAGAACAGCGUGAGGGAGAACGCACAAAUAAGAUGGUGUCAGAAAUCUACCUCACGCGUCUCCUGUCUACAAAGCUCACCCUGCAGAAGUUUGUGGAUGAUCUUUUUGAGACCAUAUUCAGCACUGCUCACCGUGGCUCUGCCCUACCUUUAGCAAUUAAAUAUAUGUUUGACUUCUUGGAUGAUCAGGCACUACAGCAUGGCAUUACAGAUCCAGAGGUGGUACACACAUGGAAGAGCAACAGCCUACCACUUAGGUUCUGGGUUAACCUCAUAAAGAAUCCCAAUUUUGUAUUCGAUAUCCACAAGUCCAAUAUUGUGGAUGCCUGCCUCUCUGUAGUAGCUCAGACAUUCAUGGAUUCAUGUUCCACAUCUGAUCAUAGAUUAGGUAAAGAUUCUCCAAGUUCUAAGCUGCUGUAUGCCAAAGACAUUCCUGUCUAUAAGGAAUGGGUAGAGCGAUAUUAUGCUGAUAUUAAGAUUAUGCAGCCCAUCUCUGACCAGGAUAUGAAUGCCAUGUUGGCAGAAGAGUCAAGGAUGCACAAUUCAGAGUUCAAUAGCCUGGCAGCACUGGCAGAGCUGUAUGGCUAUGCAUUCAAGUAUAGUGACCAAUUAAUGCUGACCUUAGAAGAGGAUGAAUUCUCGACCAAGAACCGAUUGGCUUACCGGCUAGAGCAGGUUCACAGCAUAAUGACCACAGACCAAGACUGACAGGACGCCCCCCCAGACCCACGGGCUGGACCCGAUCAAAGGGUGCCACCUUCAGGGCUUGUGGGUCCCGGUUCCUUCUCUGCAGGCCCAUAUGGAGGGUCACCCCCGCACCAUGUAUAUGAAGGGGUACCAUAUGGCGUGUCCCCACCACAAUCUGCUGUUUAUGAUAGACAGGUGGAAACUAUGUUCACUUACCGUGGACAGGGAGCAGCCAUGGGAGAUGGGGGCCAAUGGGGGGGAGUAGAUGGCAGUGUGUAUGGUCUAUCUGGUGUGCCCCAGCAUGCCAGACACUCACCAGGGGCAUGUGGUAAUGCACAAUUUCCUAACAGAGGGACACCACAAGUGUAUGGAUUUGAAUAUGAAGAGCCUUGAUUCACAUAAGGUUUAGUGGUGGGAGUGUUGUGUUUCUGCUCAAAGUGAGUUACUGUAUGUACAGCUGUG
This is a messenger RNA of Penaeus monodon (black tiger shrimp), 6416 nucleotides long. RefSeq names its product plexin A3-like (gene PlexA). The record is from RefSeq and is a predicted model, not a curated record. Gene Ontology annotation, molecular function: protein binding; semaphorin receptor activity. NCBI's taxonomy places the organism in Eukaryota, Metazoa, Arthropoda, Malacostraca, Decapoda, Penaeidae. Gene Ontology annotation, cellular component: semaphorin receptor complex. Gene Ontology annotation, biological process: regulation of cell shape; regulation of GTPase activity; positive regulation of axonogenesis.